Glarea lozoyensis ATCC 20868 is the source of this 1152-nucleotide messenger RNA. RefSeq lists its product as uncharacterized. The transcript has 2 exons. NCBI's taxonomy places the organism in Eukaryota, Fungi, Ascomycota, Leotiomycetes, Helotiales, Helotiaceae. The coding region runs from base 1 to 1152 and encodes 383 amino acids. The record is from RefSeq and is a predicted model, not a curated record.
AUGUCUUCCCAAGCGCGAGAUUUAGAUCAACAGAGUGGAAGAGCGAGAGCCGAAAAGCGGAAACCUGUACGACGUGACCUGGAAAAGAGACGCCAACAAAACGUUCAAGCACAACGAAAGUACAGAGAAAAGCUUCGUGAGCGCCUCCAGCGUCUUGAAGCACUUGCAGCAUCCACACAGAGCCGUGUCGCUGAAACACCUGCGGCUGUAAGCACAAGCUCACCGAAUGUUAUUGCCACGAGAUGCUCGAUCGAUAAGAACCGCGAUCAACUUAUUGAGCCCACCGUCCAGCCUUGCCAUGUAUCAGAUGUCUCAAUCGCCAGCUCAUCAGUUGCGACUCCAGAAGCGGAUCUCCCUUCGCACUCAGAUGUAACCCCAUCAGAGCUAAGUGACUGGGAUUCUACCACUCAUUUUGAUCCCACUCUUCUCAUCCGUGAGAAACAUGACGAUGAAAACUGCUCAGAAUGGACGACUACCAUCAACUGCGGUUGCUCUAGCGCUCAUGUUCAGGUUGGUUCUCCAAGCCCAGCCCACUUUGAACGCGGCCAAAUCAGAAUAAUCAAUAUGGGCCGGAGGCCCGAGACCCCCAAUCCGUACGUCAACAAUCUUCGUAUUGAAACAAUAUGUAUUCUAGCCGCGAUGCAAUCUCUUGGGAUGUACAUUGGCAUCACAGAAGAGGUAGCUUGUAACGAAGACUCUUCACCUUUCUUCCGAGCCAGUGCAGCUUCAUCUGAUUACGUGUCUCGAGCAAACACGAUUUCCUCUGUCCAGAAAUUGUUCAAGACACUGAAACCAAAUCUACGCCCGAAUAUCGAACAGAUUACUGUUCAACACGCCGCUUGUAUAGACAUCCUACCGUUUCCGACUCUUCGGAAGAAUUUGAUCAUGAAUCAAGCCAAUUUUGACGAAGAACAAUUUUUCGAAGAUCUGCUCACUGGGCUGAAGUGUUGGGGUGGAGCAGGUAUCGGGAAACGGGAUCGGGAUGCUUCCACUGGAUCUGUAUCUACGGGCACACCGUGGGAUGUUCGUAGUUGGGAGGCCAAUUUGUGGUUUUUGAAGAAAUACUGGGAUUUUUUGGGUGGUGAGGAAGGAGAACUUGUGCAACAGAGUGAGUGGUGGCGAAGCAUCAGAGGCGAGGAUGACUUGGUAUGA